AACCUACGCCACAGUCAAACCGCCAGACCGUCUUCCCCCCAAACCCCCCAACACCAACUCCGCUCAAACAACUCCUCUUUCGCAAGUACCUCAUCCGGCUCCUCGUUUCGUAGCGAGGAAGAUGCUAUUAUAUUCGAAUUGGGCUCGAGAUGGCUCCGAGCAGGCUUUGAGGGCGAGAGCACGCCCAUGUGUACUGUUGGGUUUGGGCCGGAGGAAUCGAGGAGGACGGGCGAUUAUCGGGGAUGGUUGAAUUACGGCCCGUCUACCGAACUGUCUGUUAGUCCAGAGGAGUGGGCGAAUCCAUAUGAGCUGUGGGGGAUGGAUCUGCGAAAGGUCGAUUUGGGCCUUGUCGAGGAUAAGAUUGAGCGAGUGGUUCGCGAGACGUACAAUAAGUACCUGUUGACGGACGCGGGGACAACACGGCUGGUUCUUGUUAUGCCAUCUCUUAUGCCUCAUCCGUUACUGGCGUCUGUUCUGUCGACCUUGUUCAACCGCUGGCGGUUUCCAAGUAUCACGCUCCUACCAUCCGCAGCCAUGUCCGCGACAGCUGCCGGAGUACGCUCAGCAAUGGUAGUGGAUCUAGGCUGGGCUGAGACCACAGUGACCGGCGUCUACGAAUACAGAGAAGUCGCACACAAACGCAGCACCAGGGCAAUGAAACACCUACUCCAAGAGACAGGCCGAUUCCUCACCCACCUCACCUCAACCAGCACCAGCACCCGAGACCCAACAACAGACGAACUCUCCGUGAACUUCGAAUACUGCGAAGAAGUAGUCACCCGCUUCGCAUGGUGCAAAACCCACACAGAAACCGAACCAACCGAUCUCCCAAACACAACCAUCUCCAUACCCUCCCCCUCAAACCCGGGUUCCGAAUACAUCGACGUCCCCUUCCCCAAAUUUGCCGAACCAGUCGAAAAAGCCCUCUUCGCCCACGGCAUCCCGGAAUCCGACCUCGACGACGAGGAAAAACCCCUCCCCUUACUCCUCUACAACACCCUCCUCGCCCUACCCCCCGACGCACGCGGGAUAUGCAUGUCCCGUAUCAUAUUCGUCGGAGGAGGUUCCCACAUCCCAGGAAUCCGCCAACGCAUCCUCAACGAAGUAAAUGCGCUGAUAAAAACCCACGGCUGGACACAAGUCCGCGGGAAAGCCGUCGAGCGCCAACGAACCCGCCUCCAGAACUUAUCCUUAACGCCAAACCCG
Messenger RNA from Aspergillus glaucus CBS 516.65, 1206 nucleotides. RefSeq lists its product as uncharacterized. The transcript has a single exon. Gene Ontology annotation, biological process: microtubule-based movement. The record is from RefSeq and is a predicted model, not a curated record. The annotation marks the transcript as partial. Lineage: Eukaryota; Fungi; Ascomycota; Eurotiomycetes; Eurotiales; Aspergillaceae.